AACCCGAAACGGCCCUACGUUUCUCCAAAUUGUGAAUAACAAAGAAAGAGAGAGAAAAUAUGAGCAAAGUUCGAAAACUGUGAAAUUGAUGAACUCCUCGAAGAUCGUUUGAGGUGAUAAAACCAGGCCCGAUCGAGGUUUCAUAUUUCUGUAAAUGACUAAUGGAAGAACUCGAUGUUGUGCGAUAGUGAGUUUUGAUGUGGAAGCUGUAGCAGUUAAAACAUCUGCUGAGAGGGACUUGGCUGAACAUGAAGAGGGUCCAGUCACAGAACCAUGUGUUGGCAUGGAGUUUGAGUCUGAAGAGGCUGCCAAAGAGUUCUAUGAUGAAUAUGCUAAACGUGCAGGGUUCAUCAUGCGUACUGAUCAAUGCCGCCGUUCGGAGGUUGAUGGAAGGAUACUUUCCCGUCGACUUUCAUGUAAUAAGCAGGGCUUUUAUGUUAAAACUAGAGAUGAGUAUGGGCCGGUUAGGAAACCACGACCCAGCACCAGAGAAGGUUGCAAAGCAAUGAUUUUGGUGAAGGUCGAUAAAUCAGGAAAAUGGGUUGUGACAAGACUUGUAAAGGAGCAUACUCACACCUUAAUUGCGUCAAGUCAUCCUUCAUGGAGUUCUUUGGAUUUUAAGGAUAGGAGGAUUCAAGAUCCUUCCAUGGAGUUGGAGCGACAAGAUCAGUUAUGUGAACUAUAUAGGGAGCUGCUAAUUAGGUUGUUAGAAAAUGUUGAGGAGCAAACAGAACUGCUGUCAACGAAGAUUGAAGCAGCUGUUAACAAUGUAAGAGAAUUUGAGACCAAAGUUGAAGAGAGAAAAGAGCAUCGGUAGCGCUGGCGAGUAGAAUGAUACCUUCCGCUCCAUAUAUCCAUAUGAUCUGGUGUGAUUAGGUUCCAAACUACUUGUCAUCCCCAAAAGAGUGGCUGAAAUCAUCCCGUAGCAAGACAGCAUAGCUGGGAGUUGAUCACAAACCAGCUUCUGUCAAAUAAAUGUAGGUACAGCACUCCACCGGUUCGCCUAGCAGCACGACACUUGUAUUGCUCUCCCACAACCCCUAGGCUGCUCCCAUUUCGCUUGCCACUGCUACUACAGGAAUUGCUUUUGCUUAACAGAACUUCAACAUGUUGGGUUUCCCUGGGGAAAUCAAUUGGGAACUAUACUCGAUCUGAAGAGAGAGGCCACAUAAAUAUAUAUCUGUCUAAUGCUUUACUUUCUAAACAGUGUCCUCUGCCUCAUCUUGAACACUGAACAAUGUAUGUAGAAUGGUCAAUGGUUAAGGUGGGAAGAUGGUCACUUUUGCAUU
Molecule: messenger RNA, 1289 nt
Organism: Tripterygium wilfordii
Lineage: Eukaryota; Viridiplantae; Streptophyta; Magnoliopsida; Celastrales; Celastraceae
Product: protein FAR1-RELATED SEQUENCE 5-like
Exons: 3
Coding region: 155-817 (220 amino acids)
Source: RefSeq, a predicted model, not a curated record